This is a messenger RNA of Planococcus citri (citrus mealybug), 1972 nucleotides long. RefSeq lists its product as uncharacterized. The record is from RefSeq and is a predicted model, not a curated record. The transcript is spliced from 4 exons. Lineage: Eukaryota; Metazoa; Arthropoda; Insecta; Hemiptera; Pseudococcidae. Bases 1187 to 1855 code for a protein of 222 amino acids. Gene Ontology annotation, molecular function: chitin binding. Gene Ontology annotation, cellular component: extracellular region.
AUUUACAUAAAAACGAUUUGCUCAGAAACGAUGAAUCAUUCGAGAACGGCUGAAUCCCUUUCUUCAAAUCCGACACGACAAUUUUAAAAACAUUGGAAAAAAUUUGUUUUUUAGAACCAUUUCAACGCAGGAUUUUCUGCAAUUGAAGGAUCAAAUAGGAACAUGUUUUUUUCUAAAGUACCUAAUGAAAUUCCUGGCUCCUUCGUAAGAGUCGAUCCUUUAUCCAAAAUUCGUCAGUAGGCAACCAGGCAAACCUACUCUAAACAUAGUUAUAAAUUUCAGCCCCCAAUUAUUAAUAAAUGAGCAACAAUUUUCAGCCUGGCUUCAUCACACAAUUCAUAAAAGCAUUGGAAAGUUAAUAACCUGUUCCGAAGCCGAAGCAUUUCAAAGAUGAUAAGAUGAAUUAAGUAUGCGAGUGAUAUAACCCUGAGUCGAUAAUCUUUCGUUACAAUAAAACAAUACAUGCGAUUACCUAAUUUUUAACGCUAAUGCAACCUAAAUGGCAUUAUUAAAAAAAAAUUAAACCUCGUAACCUUGUAUCGUAAAGUUUAUCCAAGAUUAUUAUAAAUGAUUUAAAAUCAUGUAUAGACACUUUUUUCCACUCGGUAUCUAUAGACAUUUCAUCAAAAAGUAGGCACCCUAAAAGAUCUAAGUGUAGCGACCUAUUCUCCUCAAAUGGCCAAAUUUUGACCAAAUUGAUGCCUCUAAAAUUCAAGGUCAUCACCCAAAUAUUACGCAAUAUGGUUAUCAAUACACACGCAAACGUACAGUUUACACAAGCGAAUGUGAUUUUUUUCGCAAAGCGGGCGCCUUAAACGACAGACUCUUGGUCCAUACAUUCGUACACAAGUGAAAGUUGAGCCGGCAGGUAUAAGAAUGUAGAAUGGGUCGUUCUCUUACUCUCCGUUACAUUUGCGACGUACAUUUAUUAAAUGGAACAUACAUAAUAAAGUUAUGUUACAAUUACCGCCCAUCGAUUACAUACAUUACAUAGUACCCAAACAUCAACUCGACGAGUCGACCAACGUGACAUUAUUCUUUGAAAAUCAAAUACCUACCACCGAGAUGGAUUUAUGUAUUUUAUGGUGCACAUUUCGCAUUCGUGUUAUUUCAUCAGUCAAUGAGUAGAUGCGAAACGAAUCACUCUCCGGUGUUAAUCUAUUUGUAGUACUAGUAAACUUUUAAAAUGUAUUUCUUUCAUUUACUUACCCGUGUGAUUAUUCCUAUUUUGAGUGUGGUGUUUUUAGUAGACGCUGCUAAAUUGAAGAAAAAAACUUCCAACCCAUAUUACGGUCAUCAAAACGCCGGCUACGAAGCAGCAUCAUCGAAAGAAGAUGAACAAGAUUUGAGCGGAAUCCCAGGUCAACCAGGAGUAGACUACCCACUCUACCAUUCAGUACCAGAGACAAAUUUCAAUUGUGGAGCGGUACCUUAUGCCCCUGGCAUGUAUGCAAAUGUUGAAACAGGAUGUCAAGCUUAUCACGUGUGCCAUGAUGGACGCGAAGGUCACCAAGGAGCUUCCUUUUUAUGCAGUAACGGUACUUUAUUCAAUCAAAAAGAAUUCACUUGCGAUUAUUGGUACAAUGUUGACUGUGGUCAAGCGGAAUCUCUGUACAGACUGAAUGCUGAUCCCGAAACCAAUCCAUUCAAUCCUAAGCAAAAAACCAGCGAAGAAACAGUAGACACAGACGCUUACAAAGCCACCCCGCAAUACUAUAAACCAACCCCACAAUAUUACCAACCGACCCCUCAAUACGUCCGCAAAUCACCGUCGCAAUAUUAUAAACCAGCACCGACUCCAUAUUCUCAGCCAACGCUUCCUCAGCAAUACUACCAACCGAGUAGUGACUACUAAAGCAAGCCAUAUUGAAUUUCAACCAGAUGCAAUUUUUGUUUAUUGUUCUGUAAUUAAUGUGCCAAUUUGAGUAAAAUGUUUUGUUAUUUUUUCAAUAAAAUUUUUUAAUUUUUGUAA